CACAGCUUGGCGCGGGCGGUGGCGCGGGCGGUUAAGCGGCAGGCAAAAGCACAGAAGGAUGAAAUUGGAGAGGAACAUGUUUUGGCUUUUCUCCUAAAAAAAGAUGGACUAGAGGAGCAAAAGUGCAAAAAAAAACUAAAAGAAUAUUGUCAAGGAUUAAGUGAUGCAGGUAUAAAAACAGAACAAAUAGAUAAAAAAUUGAAAGAUUUCUGUAAUGAUGCAAAACAAGAUGAAAAGUGCAAACAAAAGGCUAGUAUUGAAGAAAAGUGCAAUGGAUUUAGGGCAGAAUUAGAAAAUGUACUUAAAAAAGAAAUAGAAGACUUAAGAAAUGAUGACUGUGAAAAAAAAGAACAAUGCCUGUUUUUGGAAGAUGCGUGCCCUACUCUUAUAGAAAAAUGUAACAAACUAAGAAAUAUGUGUUAUCAAAAAGAACGUAAUGAGGUUGCAAAAGAAGCUCUUUUAAGAGCACUUUCAGGAAGUCUUAAAAAAUCUGACACAUGUGAGAAAAAAAUCAAAAAUGUUUGCAUUGUUUUAAAGGAAGAAAGUGAUGAGUUGAUGCAAAAGUGUUUAAGUCUAGACUCUACAUGUCUAUCCCUAGUACAAGCAGCAAAAGACAAAUGUAGCUCUUUGAAAAAAGACAUAGAAACAGCACUUACAAAAAAUACUAGUGAAGUAUGCCUCCUGCUGCUUGAACAAUGUUAUUUUCAUGACCGGAGUUGUGAAAGUGAACCACUGAAAUGUAAUGAUUUAAUAAAUAAAUGCGAAAGUGUAAACAUAACUUACACACCUCCAGACACUAAUUUUGAUCCAACUAAAGAAGAAAGCACAUUAGUAGAAGAAAUAGGUCUAAAAAGUCUUUAUACGAAAGCAGUAAAAAAGGGUGUUCAUAUUGGAAAACCCCCAAAGGCAGAUGCAACAGCUCUAUUAGCAUUAUUGAUUUUAGACCCAAGUCUCGCAAAUAAAGCCACUAAGAAAGAAAAGUGUGAAAAGAUUAUUGAAGAUAAAUGCAAAGAUCCUCAAGAGUAUGGAGUUCUAAAAGAUCUAUGUGAAGGAACUAAAGCAAGUAAAGAUGGAAAGCAAAAAUGCGAAGAAUUAGAUGAUGAUAUUGAAAACACUUGUAAAAUUUUUACAUCAAAAGUUCUAGACUAUCAUCUUUUUGACACGAAAAAAAAUAAUGGGAUUAUUAUGUGGAGGAAAUUGCCAACGUUUCUUAGUGAGAAAGAGUGUACAAAUCUAAUGUCAUAUUGUUUUUAUUUUGAAAAAAGUUGUGAUAAAGGCGAAGAUGCAUGCAAAAAUAUCAAGGCAGCAUGUUAUAAGAAGGGACUUGAUGGAUUAGCUAAUGAAGUGUUACAAAGCAAGUUACGAGGAAAAUUGCAUGGUUCGAAAAAAGAAUGGCUUAAAACAUUUCAGAAAAAACUUUUAGAAGUAUGUCAAGAAGUGAAAAAAGAAAACAAUGGAGUUUUUCCAAACAAUGAAUUAUUUCUAUUAUGUGUGGAGCCAACAAGGGCAGCUAUAGUACUUCCAGCAGAUUUACGAAUGAAGGUAAUCUUUUUAUUGGAAAAUUUAAACAAGAAGCGAGAUUUUCCAACAAAAGAGAAUUGUGAAGAACUGGAAGAGAAAUGUAAAGUAUUGUUAGAAGAUUCAAGAGAAAUUGAGUGGCCAUGCCAUACACUGAAUUGGAAUUGCGAUCGAUUAAGGAAUGUAGAACAGUUGAAGGAGAAAUUGUUGGAAGAAAAAACAGAAGAUUUAGAUAAACUCGAUUCGUGCAAAAAAAAGCUAGGUAAACGGUGCAAUGAAUGGGUUGGAAAAGGGAGAUCUCAGUUUACUCUUGCGUGUAUAGCACAAAAUACUACUUGCAAGAUUAUUACAAAAGACGUUAAAUCUAAAUGUGAUAGAUUAGAAAAGUAUAUAAAAAACGGUACUGUUCUGAACGAUGCAAAAGAAGAAACUAAAAAAGAAUCUAUUUGUGAAUUCUGGAUACCGUAUUGUGAAAGAUUUAUGUCAAGCUGCAAAAAUUUAGCAAACACUGGUACUAAAGACUGUGUGGAACUUAGAAAGGAAUGUAGUUCAUUUAUUAAAAAGAAAGAACUGGAAAACAAAGUACUUGAUGAAUUGAAGGGCAAUUUGUCAAGCGAUGAUGAAUGUAAAAAAACACUUGACAAGUAUUGUGCAGUAUGGGCCAAUGCAAGUAAUGGACUUGAAGUUCUCUGUAUAGAUACUUCUAAUGCUAAAACAAAAAAUGAUGCUAAAGUUAGAAAAAAACUUUGUAAAAAACUUAUAGCUCGAAUAACAGAACAGUGCCCAAAAUUAUUUAACGAACUUGCAGAAGCAAAAGAUAAACUAAAAAAGAAAAAAGAAGAAUAUAAACGAAUUAAAGAAGAAGCAGAGAAAGCAAUGGAAGCAGCAAACUUUAUUUUAUCGAGAGCGAAAGGACCUGAUAAUAAUAAGUCAGUAAAUAAAAAUUCAUCUGAUGCACCUAAGGAAGGAAAAGACACAACAGGAUUUAAACUUGUAAGAAGAAGUGCAAAAGUGCAUGUAACAGAAAAAGAAUUAGCAGCAUUUGAUUUGGUAGCGCAAACAUUUAACUUGUAUGUAGAAUUAAAGGAGAUAUGCCAGCAUUCACAGAAAGGCUGUGGAUUCAGAAAAGAAUGUGCAAACUGUGAAGAAGUAUGUAAAGCAGUAGAUCGUGUAUGCUUAAGAUUGGAGCCAUUGAAGAUCAAACCAUAUGAAGUAAAGACAGUAACGGAAACCAACAUAACAACGGUCACAGAAACAGUCAAAGAAGCGGAAAAAACAGUAGGAGACGGAGAGAAAUGCAAAUCUCUCACUACAUCAGACACAUGGAUUACACACACGUCUACGCAUACCAGUACAUCUACGACCACAUCCACAGUCACAUCGAGAAUAACACUCACCUCGACGAGGCGGUGUAAGCCUACGAAAUGCACGACAGGAGAGGGGGAUGAAGCAGGGGAAGUGAAGCCGAGUGAGGGGCUGAGGAUGAGUGGGUGGAGUGUGAUGAGGGGGGUGCUAGUGGCGAUGAUGAUUUCAUUCAUGAUUUAA
This is a messenger RNA of Pneumocystis jirovecii RU7, 3063 nucleotides long. RefSeq lists its product as uncharacterized. The record is from RefSeq and is a predicted model, not a curated record. The annotation marks the transcript as partial. Lineage: Eukaryota; Fungi; Ascomycota; Pneumocystomycetes; Pneumocystales; Pneumocystaceae. The transcript has a single exon.